AUGUUCAAGAAGUUCCUCCCAUCCCAUAGGGGAAGCGCCAUCAAGGCCGUGGACAUGGCGCAAACGGGCGAUGCGUCCGUCAGCAUCCUACAGUCGGCCACACCUCAAGGGGAGCCGCCUUCGUGGAUCGGCAACCUCGAAUCGGCACCAGAGUCGGUCGGCUGCUCGUCCCGGAGCGACAACGAUGGCAGCUGGAUCGACCAACGCGAGGCCUACGAAAUCAUGACUGCACACCUGUACAAGGUCGCAAAGAGCAAGAACUGGUUCAGCGAGAACCCGGCCGUCGCGAGCGGAGUGGCGCUGCGCCUGGCAAAGGGCCAGUACACACUAUGCCCGGCGGCCGAUGCGCGGCUCGAGGCCUUCUACCGCUCCGUCGCAAUCCUCAACGUUGAGGUGGCCAUCAAGCUCACCUCUCCGGUCGUCUCGGCGAUCACCAGCCGCCUCGUACCGGGGACGUACCAGGUGCCGUUGACGUCGUCGCAGCACGUCCAGGUGGUCGAGACCAUGGCCGACCUCGCGGGCGCGCGAAAAGCGCAGAACGCGUGUUUCAUCCGCACCGACAACUCGCUGGUGGCCUGGUGCGACCACAUCGACCAGCUCGAGUCGAGCGCCCAGCGCCUCGAGGACAAGAUGAUCGCCUUUGUGUGGUCGAGCGCCACCUCGGGACGCCCUCAGGGAGGCAAGCCGCGCGACUCGUCGUUCCUCGAGUGGAGCAUGCAGCAGCGGGGCCAGAGCAUGAGCCAGCUCAACCACGCCUCGGGCACGUCGACACCCAUCCGAGCCGCCUCGGUCACGCACAGCUCACCGUUCUCGGACACCAACGCCGUCCGCCCUGCGGGCGACGCGACGCCAGGUGCCGCUUCCGUGGCCACCACGGCCACCACCGGCGUCGCCGACCCGGAAAAGGGGCAGGCGGUCUCUUACCAGGAGCGCAGCACCAACCUCCAGGCGCCGCUCCAGCACGGCCUGUCGGUGGCCCUCGACAUUGCGCUCUGCUUCCUGCUCCUCCGCCAGCUCUUCCAAGAGUCGCUCCUCGACGGCAACUGGAUGCGUAUGCUGAUCGGCAUCGCGGUCAUCCCGAUGUUUCCGGUCAUCCUCUUCUUCUGCGGCAACAUCUUCACCGUCAUCCUCCAGCUCAUCGGUCCCGUGCGCCAGCUGAGCCAGAAUUCGCGCUACUACUCGGGCGUGGCGCCGGAGCGCAUGACGGGCCGCCUACCGCACAUUACGAUCCAGAUGCCUGUCUACAAGGAGUCGCUCGACGGCGUACUGAUCCCGACGAUCGAAUCGCUCAAGAAGGCCAUCAGCACCUACGAGCUUCAGGGCGGCACGGCGUCCAUCGUCGUCUCCGAGGACGGCAUGCAGCUGAUCAGCAAGGAGGACCAGGAGGUCCGCCGCGAGUACUACGAGAGGCAGAACAUCGGUUGGGUCUCGCGCCCCGGCCACGGCGUCGACGGCUACAUCCGCAAGGGACGCUUCAAGAAGGCGUCGAACCUCAACUUUACCUGCCGGGUCUCGCUCAAGGUCGAGGAGAUGAUGAGGGAGCAGCGUCCCGCCGACCUGUCGCAGUGGACCGAGGCCGAUGAGGAGCACCUCUACCAGACCUGCCUGCCGCUCGCCGCUACCGAGAUCCACCCGCUGGCCCAGGCCGAGGGCAACGUGCGCAUCGGCGACCUCAUCCUCAUGAUCGACUCGGACACGCGCGUGCCCGAGGACUGCUUCCUCGACGCCGCCUCGGAAAUGUCCCAGUGCCCGGACGUUGGCGUGCUCCAGCACUGCAGCGGCGUCAUGCUCGUCUCGGACAGCUACUUUGAGCGCGGUAUCGCCUUCUUCACCCGCCUCGUCAACUUUUCCAUCACCUACGUCGUGGCCAGCGGCGACGUGGCGCCGUUCAUGGGCCACAACGCCUUCCUGCGCUGGUCAGCGGUGCAGGAGGCGAGUUUCGUCGACGCCGAGGACGGCAUCCGCAAGGUCUGGUCCGAAUCGCACGUCUCCGAAGACUUUGACAUGGCGCUCCGGCUGCUUAUGAAGGGCUACAUCACCCGCUGGGCCACGUACAGCAACAACAAGUUUGAGGAGGGUGUCUCGCUCACAUGCGACGACGAACUCAACCGGUGGCAGAAGUACGCCUUCGGCUGUUCGGAGCUCGUCUUCAACCGGCUCUGGGAGUGGCCCUACAAGUCGCCCUUCACGCCCCUCUUCCGCAACUUCCUCUGGGUCAAGGGUAUCCCCAUCCACUACAAGUUUGCCGCCUGCAGCUACAUCUUCUCCUACUACGCCAUCGCCGCCGCGCUGCCGCUCACGGCGAUCCUCUACCUGGUCGAAGGCUGGUUCUACCCGGUGCUGGACCCCGUCUUCCUGACGCCGUUCCGCAUCUGGCUGGCCGUCGUCUUCGUCUUCGUCAUUGGCGGCAACGUGUCGCAGGCGCUCUGCCGAUACCGGUCCAAGCAGGGUGGGCUGCUGGCCCUGGCCAAGGAGCAUAUCAUCUGGAUCCCGUUCAUGAUGACCUUCUUCGGCGGCAUGUCGUACCACGUCCUGACGGCGCUGCUCUCGCACCCGUUCGGCAUCAACAUGACCUGGGGCGCAACGGUCAAGGACCUCGAGGACAGCAACUUUUUCAUCGAGGUGCCCGCCAUCUUCCGGCGCUUCUGGAAGACGCUGCUGCUCUGCACCAUCUUACUCGCCGGCAUCGUCGUCCUCAGCCUCGACAACGUCGUCCCGCUCGAGUGGCAGAUCCCGUCGUUCUUCACCAUCUGGCCGCUCAUCCUCGCCUCGUCGCUCCACAUCCUCUACCCCAUCGUCCUCAACCCCGCCCUGCUGCGCUUCUCAUUCUAA
Molecule: messenger RNA, 2832 nt
Organism: Pseudozyma flocculosa PF-1
Lineage: Eukaryota; Fungi; Basidiomycota; Ustilaginomycetes; Ustilaginales; Ustilaginaceae
Exons: 2
Coding region: 1-2832 (943 amino acids)
Source: RefSeq, a predicted model, not a curated record